UGCAAAUUCAGGAGCUCUCUUCUCUUCUCUCUCUCUCUCCUUUGAUCUUCUUUCUCCCUCUUUGGUCAUUUGGAAUUCUUUGGAGAAAAACAUUAAAAACCAUUUAUUUUAAUCUUUAAAAAAAAUAUCAUGGCAUUAGAGACAGUGGUUUGCCCUCAAGAACAAUAUAAUGGCUAUGUUUGUAAAGAAUUUUAUGGCUAUGGAGAGCAAGAAAGUUCCUUUCUUGGCAACAAUUGGGAGUACCCUUCAUCUUGUAAUUAUUCAACGAUGCAAAAUCAAGUGAUAGGAGAUUGCAAUAUUGUUGGGGAGAGUAAUAAUAAUCAGCUUAUUUUGGAGGGUUCUUCAGCAAAUUCAAAUUCUUCAAGGUGUAGCACGAGGAAAAGGAAACGAACAUGUAAUAAUAAAAAUCAGAGAAUGAUACAUAUUGCUGUGGAGCGAAAUCGGCGAAAACAAAUGAAUGAAUAUCUUAAUCUUCUUCGAUCUUUGAUGCCAUCUUCCUACGUUCAAAAGGCGGACCAAGCAUCAAUAAUUGGAGGAGCCAUAAACUUUGUAAAAGAGCUAGAACAUAAUCUCCAAACUCUACAAGCUCAAAAGACAUUAAUUUCUCAUCUCAAAAAACGUGAUAUAUCAUCAUUUUUCUCUUUCCUACAACACUCAAAUUAUUCAUGUGAGUCAUCUGCUGCCGAGAUUUCUCGACCGCGAACGAUGACUCACGACAUACAAGUGAACUUGGUAGAGAGUCAUGUCAAAAAACGUGAUAUAUCAUCAUUUUUCUCUUUCCUACGACACUCAAAUUAUUCAUGUGAGUCAUCUGCUGCCGAGAUUUCUCGACCGCGAACGAUGACUCACGACAUACAAGUGAACUUGGUAGAGAGUCAUGUCAACCUCAAAAUACUUUCAAAGAGAAGAUCAAAACAGCUCAUGAAUAUAGUAGUUGGCCUUCAGUGCUUGUGGCUAACUAUUCUUCACCUUAAUGUCACUGUUGUUCAUGACCAAAUGGUUCUUUACUCCAUCAGUGCUAAGCUAGAAGGGUGCCAACUGACAACAGUAGAAGAAAUUUCUCAGGCUGUUAACCAAUUGUUGGGUAGAAUUCAAGAAGAGGAGGCUACUUUAAACUAAUAAUAUUUUUUUCUCAAAAUGUAAUCUCUCUUGUUUAUUUAAUUUCUAUAUGUAUCAUCUUUUCUUCUUUUAAUCAAUUUU
This is a messenger RNA of Solanum dulcamara, 1200 nucleotides long. RefSeq names its product transcription factor bHLH96-like. Gene Ontology annotation, molecular function: DNA-binding transcription factor activity, RNA polymerase II-specific; protein dimerization activity; RNA polymerase II cis-regulatory region sequence-specific DNA binding. Bases 130 to 1119 code for a protein of 329 amino acids. The transcript is spliced from 3 exons. The record is from RefSeq and is a predicted model, not a curated record. NCBI's taxonomy places the organism in Eukaryota, Viridiplantae, Streptophyta, Magnoliopsida, Solanales, Solanaceae. Gene Ontology annotation, biological process: regulation of transcription by RNA polymerase II.